Molecule: messenger RNA, 5628 nt
Organism: Ostrea edulis (European flat oyster)
Lineage: Eukaryota; Metazoa; Mollusca; Bivalvia; Ostreida; Ostreidae
Product: dnaJ homolog subfamily C member 10-like
Exons: 21
Coding region: 149-2524 (791 amino acids)
Source: RefSeq, a predicted model, not a curated record
AAUUGCGCAUGCGUAGAUACACGUGUUGACAUUUCCGACAGAUGUCACCCACAUGUACUCUAGUAAACUUAUCUAAUCAAUGGAAAGUCAAACACGACUAGAAUGCACGUCACAGACUGAGAGGUGAAAGACGAUAGUGACCGGUAGGAUGAGACAGGGGAAAGUCUUCAUCUGGUUUCUUUUUAUGCUGUCUCUGGUCCUGGCUGGAGAAGACUUCUAUGAACUGUUAGGAGUAGAAAGAUCUGCAACUGUCAAAGAAAUCCGGAAAGCAUUUAAAAGAUUAGCUAUAACGAAGCAUCCUGACAAAAAUCUAGAUGAUCCUACAGCUCACCAGAACUUCCUUAAAAUAACUCGUGCUUACGAGGUCCUGAAGGAUGAUGAGUUGAGGAAGAAAUAUGACUUGCAUGGAGAGGAAGGAUUAAAGGAAGACUUCCACGGAGGAGGGCAGUACGAGAGCUGGAGCUUUUACAACGAGGAGUUUGGCAUAUACGAUGAUGAUCAAGAAAUUAUCACGCUAAGUCGAUCUGAUUUUGAGCAGUCAGUGGAUGAGACACAGGACAUUUGGUUCAUCAACUUCUACUCCCCGCAUUGUUCCCACUGCCAUGAACUGGCACCUGCUUGGAGAGAAGUGGCAAAAGAACUGGAGGGAGUUAUUCGUAUUGGUGCAGUGAACUGUGAGGAUGACUACAUGCUGUGUCAACAGAAUGGCAUUCACUCUUUCCCCUCGCUUGUUAUGUUUCCAGAUAGAGAAAAAUACCAUGGCAACAGAGGUAUUCGUGACCUGGUGAGGUAUGCCCUGAAGUUUGUGAAAGCUGACGUAAUUGAACUUUGGGAGGGAAAUUUCCAGACAUCUUUGGAUGAAAAUUCUGAUAAGCCCUGGUUGAUUGCAUUCUGUGGGGAAGAGGCCUGCUUGUCAAGGACCAACAGACUGAAGCUGUCAGCCAUUCUGGCAGAUGUGGUAAAUUUUGGAACUCUUAGAUGUAAACACAAUGAAAACCUAUGUGCUAAACUAGGAAGAGAGCAUGGUAUCAUUUACUAUGGCACAGAUGAUGUAGCAAAAGAUAAAGGCACAGAAAUAUCUGGAUCAGAUCCACAGGAAAUUGCUUUUCAAGUUAUGUCUCAGCUACCAGAUGUCAAAAAUCUGGACAAAGAUAUUUUUGAGAAUAUAGUGAGAAAGAUGAGUAAUGGCCAGGACAAGGACUGGUUGGUACAUUUUGUUGAUGAUGAGGAACACCAGGAUAUUGAGUUUCGGAAACUACCAGCCAUGCUUCCGCAGUUCAGGGUGGGAAGAGUCAACUGCAGGAAGUUAUGGAAUGUUUGUAGAAAGCUCCAUGUCAACAAAUUCCCAGCUUUUUAUGUCUUUAAAAGAAGUGGAGGGUAUGAAAUUUAUUAUGGUCGAGCCACAUCACAUGAUGUGUCUGCCUUUGCAAGAGACAGUGCAGGCACUAAGCUAGUUUCCCUAGGACCUGAUGACUUCAACCCCAACAAAGUGGGGCCCAGCAGCAGGGAACCCUGGUUCGUUGACUUCUUUGCACCGUGGUGUCCUCCGUGCAUGAGGUUGCUGCCUGAGUUCAGAAAAGCAGCCCGGGACUAUGAUGGUGGGGUAAAUUUUGGAACUGUGGAUUGCACAAUUCAUGGUGACCUUUGUCAGACGUAUAACAUACGUUCUUACCCUACCACAAUUUUCUACAACCAGUCCAUUCCUCAUCAGUACCAUGGUCAUCAUGACUCAUUUCACAUCCUAGAGUUUAUACAGGACACCUUGAAUCCCCCCUUGGUAAAUUUGGAUAGGGGGACCUUCAGGCAGCUGGUACAUGGGGCUGACAUAGGAAUGGUAUGGAUUGUAGACUUCUUUGCUCCCUGGUGUGGACCGUGUCAACAGCUGGCUCCAGAGUGGAGAAAACUGGCUAAGAUGUUGAAGGACUUUGAGGGAGUAAAAAUAGGCCAAGUGGACUGUCAGGCCCAGGGAGAUGUAUGCAGCUCUGAAAAUAUCCAAUCUUAUCCCUCAAUAAGAUUGUACAGCAAAAAUACUGAGGGACUGACACAGUUCUACCAGUACAACAGCUGGUCAAGAAAUGCUGUCAACAUCAUGUCAUGGAUGUUUGAAUCCAACUUAGUGCCUUCUUAUUUGGAGACUGUAAACCAAAAUACGUUUUACUGGACAGUGCUGAGAAGCUCCACACCCUGGUUGAUAGACUUUUAUGCACCAUGGUGUAACCAUUGUCACAUGUUUAGACCAAAGAUAGAAGUAGUGGCAAAAACUUUAAAGGGACGCGUAAAAAUUGGGAAAGUAAAUUGUGACAUGGAGCAGAGUCUGUGUCAACAAGUAGCACUGUCUGGCUACCCCUCCGUCAGAUUCUACAGGGGAAUCAGCCCAGGACAGGAUGCACAGCAUCCUUAUGGAGAGGACAUAGAAAUUUAUGAAACACAGGAUCUAUUACAUUACCUCAGGGACAUUCUUCCAAACGCAUCAGAACAGGUUUCUGAGAGCGACAGAAAUCCAUUAGAUCAUGAUGAGCUAUGAUAACAGCUUCACAUAGGAUUUACAUGUACAUAGGAGCACAUGAAUGAAUCAUUACACCACAUGUAUUUCUUCAUUGGAAUGACAGUGUUGACGAUAUUUCAUUGAAAUUUAUCAAUUGAAUCAUAUAUUUAUAUAGUGAAAAGAUCUGAUUUUGUGGUCAUCUGAUUCACUUGGGUGACACCUCUAUUGCUGUCUGCUUCCUCUGUCAUUGUACAGUGUGCCAUAACUUCCAUAAAUUACUAUUUCACUUUAGACCAACUGAACAGAUUUCAAAACUUUUGGUAUAUAUGUAUUUCAUCUUUUGGUUGGGAUCAAAGAUUUUGAAUUUGGAAGUCAUUUUUCUCUUGGGGUUUUAUAGGGAUGAGGGAAAACUUCCAAAUAUAAUGCAACCUUUGAAAAUCUUUUCUAAUUCAUGACCAAUCUUUUGUAUAAUUUUGAGCUAAAUGCCAUAUGCUAGAAUUGAAAAAAAAUGUGUUACUGGGCAUGGGUUUGAGGUCCUGGUAUUGGGAAAUGUUGAUCAUAUUUUUAAAAAGAUGGAAUAGAUCUAUAUGAAAAUUUUCUGUACUCUCUUUCAUUUAACCAAGGGAAAGUGUGCGUAAAUAUAAUGAGAAAUGACCUCUGUAGCGGGAUUGUGAAAUUCCUGUCAGGAUAUGGGAUUUCCAGACUUCAGGAUGGAGCUAAUUUCGAGGUUUAAACAUGAAGAUGUUGCACGAAUGCAUGUAUAUGAUGUAUGCAGCCUUUCUCAUUGUCAUAUUUGUAUAUGUUUUACAUUAAGGCUAUUGGGUAUGUCUCUAGUACAUGUAUCUAUACAAUUUUACUUUUCGCUAAUAGCAAUAUACUUUGCAAUAUGCAAAUUAUAGGUAUACAAGUUUGUAAAAGGCAAAUUUUCAGUGAAGAGCAUGGUUUCCUUGACAGGUGACUAUGAUUUCUGUAUAAGAUUUCUGAUUAUAUGUUAUAGUAUUUAAAAAAUGAAAUUCCAGAGAUUUUGAUUAACACCUAGCAUUACAAAUAGAAUGUAACAUUUUAUAUAGACCAUUAACCACUUUGCCUUGUCACUGUAGUGUGACCUUGCGGAUCGGUUUUAUAUGCAGCCAUUAAAGCCAUGCUGAUGUCUAAAUAUUUGUUUUCAUUUACAUGUAGUUAUUUUUUUUUUAUGUACACACUGUUCAAAUGCUUCAUAUAAACCUCUAUAAGGUUGUAUUGUUUUCAUUGAAAAAUAUAUAUCGAUAUUUGUGAAUUUUUUUCAACUUUUUUCGAUACCAGGUUAUACUUUUACAGAACUGUUGUUGAACUGCCUUUAAUGUACCUUUCCUAGUUGCACAUGUACAAAAUUUGAAUUGAUGUGAGUAUGAAUGUGUAAGCAAUUGAACAGUGUAUAAGAGUGUUGUGGGUAUCGUUGAAAGAAUUUUUUUUUUAGAACAAUUGAUGAAAGAUUAGUUUUCAUGCUGUAAGAUUUAUGUCUCAGUGUAUACUAUGUACAUGUAUACGUAUUUUAGCAGAUUUAGAAUUCAGCACAAUCAGAAUUGAUGCAGAAUUUAUACGUAUUUUAAUAGAUUUAAAAUUUAGCACAAUCAGAAUUGAUGCAGUAUUUGGUAUGAUCAAGGAAUCUGCAAUAAUGGAUAAAUAGAAAAAUUCUUAUUUACAAGUCCCACUAAACUAAAUGUACAUGUAGUAUAUAUGAUUUAUGAAUGAGAGACUGGAAAUCUAAUACAUUUUAGUUGGUCCUUGUUUUUGGUACAUAACAAUGCUUAUCAGGGUGGUGUAUAAUAUAUACCUAUAUAUAUACCUAGUUUUGGUUGUAAUAUACAAAUGUAAAAUUCAUUUUAAAAAAACAAAAGCCAGACAUGAUUUUCUAUGAUGUUCAAAAGCUGAAGUAUAUUUAAUCCCUGUCUAUGUAACUUUAUACAGAUUUUCCCCACUGUUUUGGACGUAAUUGAGAAGUCAUGGGAAUUAAUUACAUUCCACGUGGUAAAUUGUAUUCAGAUUUAUCUAUAAAAACAUAAAUUUAGUUUUCAUUUUUGGAAAAAAGUUUGUUAGUGAGGAAGUGUUAUUAACGGAACAAAAUUUUGCUUUUAAGGACAGGAUUUUAUGGUUUUCAGUACGUGCAGCCCCUGGUAAUCAUUAGCCAAGGGGCUGUUGUCAUUAUUAACAAUAGAGCUCCAGUCAGCAUUAGGCAAUGGGUAUUUUUGGAUUUUUAUAUAUAAUUUUGCACAGUAAGGGACUACUUCAUACUGCUUUUAUAAUCUUUUGUGUUUUGAUGGGAUAUUUACACAAUAUUUAAAGCCACCAUAUAAAUACAGUCACAGUAUGUUUGAACCUUAUAAGGUAUUUUGUUAAUUUUUAAAUAGAUUCACUUUUUCUCUCGGUUUAAUAUAACAUUGAAAUAUAUGUUUUUACAAUAUCAAUAUUGUCAAUGGCUUGAAUUUAUGUUUUCACAAAAAUUUUAAAACAGUAUUUUUUUUCAAAUUUAUAUAGAAAUAAGUGGAGAGCACUAUGUACCUUUGUAUUAACUACUCUCCAAAUAUUCUAUAUACAGUUUUCAGUGAUCCUGGAAGACAUUCACGUACAGGUACUUGUGUAUUUUUGUUGGUUUGACAGAGAAGCUUCACAAAUACUGUAGCGAAAUAUCUCUGUAUUUUUUUUUUACGCGAUUCUUAUUCAUUAACAUGUAUGAUACACCUAUUUUAAUGCUGCUGUUGAAUUUUAUAUAGGAGUUAAAUUUAAAUCCCUUUCUUUGUAUUGUUAAUUUUAUGAUUUUUGUUGUUGUAAGUUUAGCAUUUCCCUGUAUCUUUAAGAAAGGAAACUGUUGAAAUUCAAUGUAAGCGUUUAUGUGCCAAAGCUUGCGUAAACUUCUUCCAUGCCAGUAUUGAUGUUACAGGAAUGUGUAUAUGUCAGCCAAUGAUUGAUUGUAGAAACAUUCUUUAUUAUACAUAUGUUAAUGCAUGUUACAUACAUAUUUUACAGGGUUAUUUCUGAAAGUCCCAUUGUGUAUAAUAAAUAACUUGUAAGAUACUGUAAUUCUGUAACUGUGAUUUAUUCAUUAUUUUGUGGUGAGGAGUUUGAUGAUGUUGAGUUAAUAAACUACAGGUUCAUUGUUCACAAAC